AUGGAUUUCAAAGAUGAAGGCAUAUAUGAGUGGAUCACGGCGGAUUACCUUUUUGGAACCAUCAAAGCCUCCACACCGCCUGAUACACCCGCCUAUGCCAUCCUCUACCUCGGCGGCGCGUCUACGCAAAUCGUAUCAAAGCCUAUCUUCGCGUCGUCGGAUAUGCAGCUAGAAGAGGGGGAACAUAAAUACAAUCUGCAAUUCGGUGGCCGGAAUCAUGUGUUGUACCAACACUCGUACUUGGGGUAUGGGCUGAUGUGUGCAUGGAGACACGUUCAUAGAUUGGUUAAUUUCAUGUCAACGCUGCAGGGCACGAAAGCGAAAGCGGUGGUGGAUAAUCUGUGUCUUGCGAAGGGCACAUGGAGGGUCAUGACUUUCAAGGAUGAAGGGACAUUGGGUCUUUUGAGGUGUGUGAUCGGGUGGUGCAAAUCUGCAAACUCAAACCAUGCUCCUCAACGGCGUCGACUAACCCUCCCUCCUCUCCUCCUUCCCAAACGCACCACACGGCAAGUCUGUCAAGGCCACGACGAAUGGCUGUGGAACCACUGGGGCACAGGCUCCGAACUUAUGGCUGAACUUGCUGAUCGCCCGGAAUGGCACCUUGAUUUAACGUUCAUGCAUGCGUUGUUAAGGCUUGGGUAUGAGUUUGAGGAUGGGAGAGAGGCGGCGAUUGGGAAGAAGAUUCAAGGGAUGGAGUUGGGUUGGUGUUUGGGUGCUAUGAUUGCUAUGGUUGGUGGGGAGAUGAAGUGUUGGAUUUAA
Molecule: messenger RNA, 759 nt
Organism: Laccaria bicolor S238N-H82
Lineage: Eukaryota; Fungi; Basidiomycota; Agaricomycetes; Agaricales; Hydnangiaceae
Exons: 4
Coding region: 1-759 (252 amino acids)
Biological process (GO): protein N-linked glycosylation; nucleoside diphosphate catabolic process
Cellular component (GO): membrane; Golgi apparatus
Molecular function (GO): UDP phosphatase activity; GDP phosphatase activity
Source: RefSeq, a predicted model, not a curated record